AUGAACGACACCUUUUUGGACGAACCCAAUGACGAUAGGAUGAUGAUGAUGAUGCCGGACGAACUCGAAGAAGAAGAUAGUGAUCAUGAUACGGGCAGCGUGGAACUCAGCCGCAUGGACGACGAUGACCGGGGAACCAUCUAUAGUUCGGAAAACAACGGCGGCAGAGCCACGGAGAAUGCCAGCAACAAGGCCGUCUUAUUGGGCAAGAGAGAAUCCAAGGCCGUCUUUAGCUCCAAAGUCUUGGUCUUUGGAGUCCUGCUUCUUUCAGCCGUCGUGGUGGCGGUGGUGACGUACAAGUUCACAAGUCAGGCCGAAGUGAAUGAGUUUGAAACGGCCUUUGAACAAGAUGCCCGCAAGGUCUUGGAGAGUUUGGGAGCGAGUCUCGACAAGGCCAUUGCCGGAGUCGAUGCCUACGUCAUGACCAUGUUGUCCUAUGCCCGCGAUACCAACCAGACUUGGCCUCGCGUAACAAUUCCUGACUUUGAAGCACGGUCGGGCAAAUUCCUCGAUCUUACCAAAGCGGCCGUCUUUAUGGAAUUCAUAUUGGUAACGCCAGAGACGCGACCCGAAUGGGAAGCCUACACCGCCAAAGAAGGACCGACGUGGGCGCAAAACAGUAUCGAUUACCUCCGCGCCAACAAUCUCUUUCAAGAUGUCUACGACGCGCGCAAUGUGACGGACGAGUCGAUUGUUUAUCUCGAUUUUGUUCAUGACUAUUCUGCCUGGGGCGUCGAGAAUCCAGUCGGAUUGCCUGCCAAUCAUAGUGGACCCAUGCUGCCCAUGUGGCAAUCGGCACCUCUCGUGCCAACAUCGCCCGUGUACAACUGGGAUCUAGCGACCGUCGCCGAGAAUGAAUCCGUGCUGCAUUGCAUUCAAGCGCAUCAGACAUCGAUUUCUCGUGCGUACAUGGUGGCAUCGGAAAAUGAUGACCCUGCCAUCAAGGUGGAAAAUGAAGCUUGGGCCGACUACUUUAGCAAUUACAUUUCGCCCCACGAAGAAGCCAUGGAGCCACUUUCUGAUUUCUACUAUCCCAUGGUCCCAGACAUGUUGGAUCAACGUGCCCUCAGUCUCGAACCAGACUAUGAUCCCACGCAACAUCAAGUUGUGGGCAUCAUGUCACAGUCCGUGUAUUGGAGAGACAUGAUCAAGGGCAUUCUGCCCGAUGGCAGCAUUGGGGUCGUGGCCGUCUUUACCAGUCCCUGCAGUGCCACUUUUACCUACGAAAUCAAUGGUCCCACCGUCCGUUACUUGGGGGGCGGAGAUCAUCACAAUGCCAAAUACAAUCCAUUAAAAUUCACGUCGUUACUACAAGAUUUGGACGAAUACAAUGCCGGUGCCAAUCGGUAUUCUUACAUUCCAUUGGAGAAAGAUCUCUGUCCCUGGUCCAUUCACAUUUAUCCCAGUCAGCAAUAUGAGGAUCAAUUUCUUACCAAGUUUCCCAUUGUCCUUACCAUUGCGGCAGUCGUCAUCUUUGCCUUUACCACGGCCGUAUUUGUCUUUUAUGACUGGUGGGUCGAACAACGACAAAUGAUUGUCAUGAAGAGUGCGCUGCGCAGUGAUGCGAUUGUCAGCUCGUUGUUUCCUUCCAAUGUCCGGGCAAGGCUCUACGACGAUCAAGAAGACGAAGAAAAGGCGAAACAAACACGAAGGUCCACAUUUGUCAACAAGCAACAAGAGCUAAACAGUGCCAGCAUUGGUGCUAGCGGUGAUGUCAAGAAGGAUACACGUCCGAUUGCUGAUUUGUUCCCGGAGGUGUCGGUUCUCUUUGCAGACCUUGUGGGUUUCACGGCCUGGUCUUCGGAACGAGAGCCCGAUCAAAUCUUUCGCUUGCUCGAGGCGCUCUAUGGGGCCUUUGACCGCGUGUGCAAGCGACGGGGCGUUUUGAAAAUCGAGACCAUCGGAGACUGCUACUUGGCCGCAUGUGGCCUUCCCGAGCCCCGGGCAAAUCACGCCGUGGUUCUUUGUCGAUUUGCCGCCGACAUUAGGGAUCUGAUGAACUCCAUCACCAACGACUUGGAGACAGAGUUGGGACCGGGAACAGGGAACUUGAAAAUUCGCGUUGGUAUUCACAGUGGGGCUGUGACAGCCGGUAUCUUGCGCACAGAUAAGGCGCGCUUCCAAUUGUUUGGGGAUACGGUCAACACUGCAGCGCGAAUGGAGAGCAACGGAAGCCCCAAUCGCAUCCAAGUGUCAUCAAAGACGGCCGAGGCUCUCGAGAAAGCUGGCAAGGGCGUAUGGAUGACCAAGCGGCAAGAUCCCAUUGAGGCUAAAGGGAAAGGCACGAUGGAAACGUUCUGGGUUGAACCGGUCUCUGGUGCUUCGACGCAUCGAAGUGCGGCUUCAAGUGUUCAAAUGAAUAACUCCCAUGUCUUUGAGGGGAAUGACGGCAUUGACGCAAUGCUUGACUUGACGGAAACUCCCGAUUCAGGCCUUACGGAACGCUUGAUUGACUUCAAUGCCAAGAUAUGUGAGGAUCUCAUUGUAAAGGUAUUGAUGCGCCGGCAGGCAAUGGGAAUGGAUCCUUCGACAGAUGAAGAAAGUAGUUCAGCAGCGGCGAUUUGGACAAAAGGAUCCAACAGUGUACGUGAUGAAGUGGUCGACACUAUCUCCCUUCCUCCUUUUCAAAAGGCCACAUUCACUGCAACAAAGACAUCUUUGGAGCCGCAAGUUGUCCACCAGCUCCACGAGUUCGUCGCGGAAAUUGCUCACUCAUAUCGCGACAACCCUUUCCACAACUUUGAGCAUGCAUCCCAUGUUACCAUGUCUGCGAACAAGCUGAUGAACAAGAUUUGUAGCCACAGCAAGACUCUGUCCCAACAAGAGGUGUACAUCCAUUCCUUUGGUGUUGCCAUGGACCCGUUGGCUCAGUUAGCUAUCAUUGUUGCGGCGAUUAUUCAUGAUGUUGACCACAGGGGCGUUCCCAAUCCUGUUCUGGCAACAGAGGAACCGUCGAUGGCUCAACGAUACUCUAAAAAAAGCAUUGCGGAACAGCACAGUGUACAUGUUGCUUGGGAAAUCUUCAUGCGUCCGACCUACUGCGACCUCCGAGCAUGUUUGUUUCCCACAAAAGAGGAGCUUGCACGCUUUCGACAAUUGAUCGUCAAUGCUGUCAUUGCAACUGAUGUGUUCGACCCUGAACUCAAAAGCAUGCGCAACAAUCGCUGGAACAAUGCCUUUUCGGAGUCAGCCCAAAGUGAGGACCCUGACUUCUUGAAUAGGAAGGGAACCAUUGUUCUGGAGCACGUCAUUCAAGCAAGCGACAUUAGCCACUGCGUGCAGCACUGGACCAUCUACCAGAAAUGGAAUCGUCGGCUCUUUCAAGAGAUGUACGAUGCUUUCUUGUCGGGACGAACGGACAAGGACCCUUCUACAGGGUGGUAUGCAGGGGAGCUAUGGUUCUUUGAUAAUUAUGUGAUUCCGUUGGCGAAAAAGCUCAAAGAAUGCAAAGUAUUUGGCGCCUCUGGACAUGAGUAUUUGGACACCGCCUACGAAAAUCGUAUCGAAUGGGAGCACAAGGGAAAAGAGAUUGUGGAGGAGAUGAAGCGAGAAAUGGCUGGUCGCUCCAACAGAAGCAAUGCAGAGUUGCAAAGCGGGGAAACUGAAUGGGAAAAUGUUGUGGAAUGCUAA
Seminavis robusta is the source of this 3630-nucleotide messenger RNA. The record is from the annotation of a GenBank genome assembly. NCBI's taxonomy places the organism in Eukaryota, Bacillariophyta, Bacillariophyceae, Naviculales, Naviculaceae.